Messenger RNA from Condylura cristata (star-nosed mole), 652 nucleotides. RefSeq names its product plasminogen receptor, C-terminal lysine transmembrane protein (gene PLGRKT). The record is from RefSeq and is a predicted model, not a curated record. The transcript has 5 exons. Bases 121 to 564 code for a protein of 147 amino acids. Gene Ontology annotation, cellular component: plasma membrane. NCBI's taxonomy places the organism in Eukaryota, Metazoa, Chordata, Mammalia, Eulipotyphla, Talpidae. Gene Ontology annotation, biological process: positive regulation of plasminogen activation.
UUGUGCUGGUCUAAGAAAUUCCGGGACCUGGAGGCACUCGCGGCGACCACUGGGUUUCCGCCCACAGCCGCGUGAGUACGCGCCGGCUGCUUGGGCUGAGUUGGUGGCGGAAAGGUCAAGAUGGGGUUUAUAUUUUCAAAAUCUAUGAACGAGAACAUGAAAGCCCAACAGGAGUUCAUGCUUAUGAAUGCUCAACUUCAGAUGGAAAGACAGCUAACGAUGCAGAAUGAAAUGAGAGAAAGACAAAUGGCCAUGCAGAUUGCUUGGUCCCGGGAAUUUCUCAAAUACUUUGGAAGCUUUUAUGGCAUUGCAGUCAUCUCUUUAACAACUGGAGCAAUAAAAAAGAAGAAGCCAGUCUUCCUCUUCCCCAUUGUUCCAUUAAGCUUCAUCCUCACUUACCAGUAUGACUUGGGCUAUGGAACACUUCUACAAAGAAUGAAAGGUGAAGCUGAGAACAUACUGGAAACAGAAAAGAGAAAGUUACAGCUACCAGGAGGAAUGAUCACUUUCGAAAGCCUUGAAAAAACCAGAAGGCAACAGAAUAAAUUCUUCAUAGACAAGUGAAAUCAUGUUUAUCCAGUAAAUCUCAAAACACAGAAUUGUUGACUUUAAUCAUGGCUUUUACAAUUUUUUAAUUGUUCAAGAUUUUUAU